Messenger RNA from Fonsecaea erecta, 1962 nucleotides. RefSeq lists its product as hypothetical. Gene Ontology annotation, molecular function: cysteine-type endopeptidase activity. The record is from RefSeq and is a predicted model, not a curated record. The coding region runs from base 1 to 1962 and encodes 653 amino acids. Gene Ontology annotation, biological process: proteolysis. The transcript has a single exon. Lineage: Eukaryota; Fungi; Ascomycota; Eurotiomycetes; Chaetothyriales; Herpotrichiellaceae.
AUGGCUCCCGCCACGCGCUACGCGAUCUUGGUCGGAGUGAACUGCUACCCGGAGCAGCCCCUCAAAGGUUGCGUCCGUGAUGUCCAAGAGAUGGCAAUAUAUCUCGCCAAAUGGCCAGUCACCACUCAUAUUCAAUGUUUCACCGCAACUCAAGCUGACAACCCACAAUCCCUCGGCCCCGCCGAAGACUCGAAAUCGUGGCCUACCUACAACAACGUCAAAUCUAGCAUGAAGAGGGUGACAUCACUGGCAAAGCCUGGCGACUUCGUAUAUAUCCAUUAUUCUGGCCACGGCACAAUAAUCAAGCCUUCUGCGGCGAACAAGCAUUUCGGAGAUGUCGCGUGGAAUCUCCUUGCAGGAAAAAAUGGGGAUAGGAUUCGCUACUUUCGAGGCGUCGCACUGGUCUCCUUGGUAAAUGACAUGGUGAAGAAGGGAUUGACAGUCACAGUCGUUAUGGACUGUUGCUUCUCUGGGGGCGUAUCUCGUGACGAGGGCCCGGACAACGUUAGAUCUCUCGACUACGACGCGCAGGUGGAUAUGGACUAUCCACCUGAUCCUCCUAUGGAGAGCCUCGAUUUGCAAAUGGUUGGGGAUGCCUCUCGGGACGGCUCUAUGCUUCCCAAUUGGUUCCUCAAUCCGGAUAACUAUGCCAUUCUCGCCGCAUGCGGUCAGCACGAAGUGGCCAAAGAGAUUGAGUUUCCAGAUGGGAGGGUGUACGGAGCACUAUCUUACCUAUUGCUGUAUACGCUUUCCAACAUUGACAUCGCGACCCAAUCACAGCUGGGCAUCUACAAUAACUUGCAAACCAUAUUCCGGCAAAAAUAUACUCGACAAAACCCUGUUUUGUAUGGCAAUAUGAACUUACGCUUCUUUGAUUCAAUCUUGCCAUCGCAACGCAACUUCCCUAUUCCCAUCGGUUUGGAGAAGGACUCUAGUCUUCUUUUACAAGGUGGUCAAGCUCAUGGUGUUUGCACCGGCGACCUGUUUGCCAUUUCCCGGUUCUAUUCGACGGGGAGCAAGCCUGGGGGGAGCGAGAAACCAGUGACUGCCCGCGUCACGAAAGUCAGAGGUUUGACUUCAGACUUGGAACUGGUGGACCAAAAUCAGGGGCAAAAUGUUGUCCAGAGAGGCUGGGUUGCGAAAGCACUGACCCGUACUGCACUUCGACAAUAUCCAAUAGCACUCGCAGCCAACGUCCCGGACACGGACAAAUGGCUCGAUGCUGCAAAAGAACGGGAGUCUCUAGCAUUAUCUCGUCUGGAUUCUCUGGAUUGUCCAUUCACGUUCCAGGUCGUUUUGAACGCCGACGAAAAUGUCUAUGAGAUUCGAGACGGAUCAGAUCAAAAAUUGGCAAACCUGCCCGUUGUAUCGAGAGACCACGAAGAUGCUAUAGCAGAUAUCCUCGGUAUCCUUGAGCAUCUGGCAUGGUUCAAACACGUCAGAGCCAUUACCAAUCCGGGCCCAACGGAUGAUUUCCUACGUUCAUUUGACAUUAGCAUUCUCAAUCGCUCCGGAAAAGCUUUCGACAAAGACCGGGUGAUCGAACUAAAGCACAAGGACAUAGUCAUGCUGGAAAUACAGAAUAAAGGCCAGCUUCCUCUGUAUGUUCAUGUUUACGAUCUGGAGAACAGCUGGGAAGUCGAAAACCUCUGCCGUGCAUCCUACGAAACCGUUCCGGCUCGCAACCCCGAUCUCAAUUCUUCGGGACGGAGUAAGAAGCGAGUAAAGAUGACGGUCCCCACUGACAUGCAGGCGAGGGGGUACAAGGAGUGUGACGACGUGAUCAAGGUCUUUGUUACCAUGCAGCCCACGACUUUCGCGUGUUUGGAGCUGCCGAAUAUCAACAAACUCGCGAGGAUGGAUGCCAAUGCAGCAACGAUCCCAUCAGCUGAUCCUGGCGAAAUUGGGAUUGCACCAGACGAUUGGAUUGCAUUGAACUUUCACUUCCACACAACGGCUUAG